AUGCAGCCGGCUGAGUGCGCAGUUGAGGAAGCGCAAAGAAAGCAGCCUGCUGACGCCAUCGUCACACCUAUUGGGCUCACUUCGGGCCAACCAGCCGACAUUCCGUCCUCCGUUCCAGUCCCGUCUGCCUGGCCGGCUGCUGCGAAUGGUGUCUCGGGCGGAGAAAAGGAGGAAGACGAUGAUGGCGACGAUGACGAUGUGGUAUGUAUGCCCUUCCUAACUGAACUCUCUCUCCCUCUCUAA
Messenger RNA from Dibothriocephalus latus, 243 nucleotides. Lineage: Eukaryota; Metazoa; Platyhelminthes; Cestoda; Diphyllobothriidea; Diphyllobothriidae. The record is from the annotation of a GenBank genome assembly.